Exophiala xenobiotica is the source of this 861-nucleotide messenger RNA. RefSeq lists its product as uncharacterized. Gene Ontology annotation, molecular function: enoyl-CoA hydratase activity. Gene Ontology annotation, cellular component: mitochondrion. The record is from RefSeq and is a predicted model, not a curated record. The transcript has 2 exons. Gene Ontology annotation, biological process: fatty acid beta-oxidation. Bases 1 to 861 code for a protein of 286 amino acids. Lineage: Eukaryota; Fungi; Ascomycota; Eurotiomycetes; Chaetothyriales; Herpotrichiellaceae.
AUGCCGGAUAAGGAGUCUUGGUCCAGUCGACCUCCGAGGGUCGAUGACUGUGUGUUGACUUUUCCAAGCCCACACAUCCUCCUAGUCACCAUCAACAGGCCCAGGCAGAUGAAUACCAUUCCCUAUUUACUUCACUGGCAGCUUGAUGCUCUCUGGUCCUGGUUCGACGCUGAGCCAUCCCUUCGUUGUGCUAUCGUCACCGGCGCCGGGACAAAAUCCUUCUGCGCCGGUUCCGACCUCCUAGAGAUUGAUGAGGUCAAUAUUGCCAAACAGUCCGGAAUUGCAUCGAAAGAGCCAUGGAAGCAUAGUCACCCCAAGUCAGGUUUUGCUGGGCUCAGUCGACGAGAAGGUCGUAAGCCCAUAAUCGCGGCUGUCAACGGCUUUGCGCUCGGUGGUGGAAUGGAGAUUGUUCUGAACUGUGAUAUGGUGAUUGCAUCUCCAACAUCGUCCUUUGGCUUACCUGAAGCACAUCGUGGGCUUUAUGCCAGUGGCGGCGGGCUUCCUCGUCUCCUGAGAACAGUCGGUCUUCCAGUCGCCAGCGAUAUGGCUCUGACCGGACGGCGCUUCAGCGCUUCCGAAGCUUUGAGUUACAGCCUGAUCAAUCGGAUAUCGCGGUCACCGGAGUCUUUGCUGGAUGAAGCCCUGGAAGUCGCGAAGAGUAUUGCAGCCAUCUCACCGGAUGCGAUCAUUGUAACCCGUGCAGCGUUGAGAGAGGCCUGGGAGACAGCUAGUGUGGAGCGAGCAUUUCAGCUCACUCAUGAAAGAUACGACGAGAAGUUGAUGAAAGGGUUCAAUGCGAGGGAAGGGUUGGCAGCUUUCAAGGAGAAGAGAAGCCCUAAGUGGCAGGCUUCGAAAUUGUGA